AUGGACCUUCUGGCACAGAUUAAGCUAGCCGAGAUUCAGAAUGCUGAUUCCUUAUUGUGUUCGUCGUUGCUUCAAAAUAACCAGAUUCCCUUGGAUGUUCUGGUAAGUCUGAUGACUAUGUCUGAAACAGUUCGUUUUCUAGCAAAUAAGAACCCUUAUUUGUAUCUUACCGUGACUGAUUACUGUCACUAUUUUGAUUAACACUCCUGUAUACAAGCUAGCUGAACUAAUAACUCAUUGUCAAACAAGGUAUAAGGUCUUUCUAUAAAUACAAUCAAGCUAACCACUAAUUAAAGCUUUGAUGCUAUCACCUAAAAUUGUAAAAUUGGCAUUCUCAUCAGCCUACUCUACUAACUGAAUCUGUUUCAGUUAUCAUGUUUCGAAGAGUCAGACGAACCCAGAGUAAAAAAGGAGCGGAUGGACGAUGCCGUAAGUCCAGUCGGAAUGACUUCUAGUGCUUCAUCGACCAGUGCCUGUUCUACCCAACAUAGUCCAUCACAAGGCCUAAUCAAUCGGUCGAGGAAACCGCCAGAGCCCAUUCCUAGCGAAAAGAAGGUAACUUUUAUUUCAUACUGUUUACAUAAUUAAGUACCAAAAUUAAUUCUUCAUUAAAUAGGUAAUAACCAUCAAUAAUAUCUUAAAUUAUAUUACUAUAAUAGGCAUAAAACUUAAAGAAACCAACAAACCACGAUAUAUACAAUAUUCUUGGUAACUAAACUCACUUUUAACUGUGUUUUAAACUUUACAUUUUUCCAGGACCAAGCCUACUAUGCCAAACGAAAAAAGAACAACGACGCGGCCAAACGAUCUCGAGAUGCCAGACGCCUCAAAGAAGAGCAAACUGCACAACGAGCUGCCGAACUCGAACAGGUCAGUCAUUUACAUCCGUUACUUUUUUUAAACUUUUGAAGCCUUAGAAGAGAUUUAAAAAUAUUUUACAUUCAAAAAGCCGAACUUUCCUAUAUAAACCAAGCUACAAAAAUAAAAAUUUCAGGAAAACCAAUACCUAAAACAAAGAAUCGAGGAGCUGAACCGCCAACUUUCAUAUCACAAAACCCUCAAAGCAUUGGCAGAAGCGGCCGACUCGAAUAACAACAACAAUGAGGCUAGUUUGCUGCAGAACACCGUGCUACUCAGCUUCUUGAACAACACCUCGCUGCUGGGUAACAAAAGGAACGACAACUGA
Messenger RNA from Bursaphelenchus okinawaensis, 1186 nucleotides. NCBI's taxonomy places the organism in Eukaryota, Metazoa, Nematoda, Chromadorea, Rhabditida, Aphelenchoididae. The record is from the annotation of a GenBank genome assembly.